Salvelinus namaycush (lake trout) is the source of this 990-nucleotide messenger RNA. Its product is annotated as galectin-3-like. Gene Ontology annotation, molecular function: carbohydrate binding; laminin binding; IgE binding. NCBI's taxonomy places the organism in Eukaryota, Metazoa, Chordata, Actinopteri, Salmoniformes, Salmonidae. Gene Ontology annotation, biological process: positive regulation of calcium ion import; monocyte chemotaxis; macrophage chemotaxis. The transcript is spliced from 6 exons. The record is from RefSeq and is a predicted model, not a curated record. Gene Ontology annotation, cellular component: immunological synapse; nucleus. Bases 1 to 990 code for a protein of 329 amino acids.
AUGACGUACACCCAGCAGGGUGGCCGGCGGCUUGAGGAGGGUGAGAAGGAUAGAGAGCUGGGGGGAAAUAGGGGCUCUCUGAUGCUCUGUGUGGCUGUCCGUCCUCUGGUUCUACCCCCCAGGGAAGCAACAGCAUCUGGCCCAGCCAGAACCAAACAGGGGGUCCUGCCUGGCCCGGCCAACAGCCCACCCAGCCCCCAUCUUGCUGGCCUGGGCAACCCAACACCCCCUGCUGGCCUGGGCCACAACCAUCCCAACCAGCCCCAGCUUCAGCCCAAAACUGGCCUGGUCCCCAACCACAACCACCCCAACCAGCCCCAUCCCAUCCCUGCCAGCCAUGCUGGCCUGGACCCCAGCCUCCCCAAUUCCAGCCCCAGCCUCCCCAACCCCAGCCGCAGCCCCAACCUCAGCCUGCACCCCAGCCUUUUCAACCUACAGCUUCAGCCCCGGCUUCUUCCCAAGUCCCCAGCCAGCCUAGUGCCCCAAGGUGGCCGGUUACCCAAGGCCUUAUCCCAGGCGUUAACCCAGGGUCUGGAUGGCCUUUCAGCCCUGGUCAGUCUGGUUGGCCUGAGCGUUCCCUACAACCAGAACCUACAAAGAGGCAUCUACGACAAGAUGAUGAUCACCAUCAUGGGCCGGGUCAAACCAAAUGCUAAGCAGUUCACAGUGAACUUCGUGCGAGGUAAUGACAUCGCCUUCCACCUCAACCCUCGGUUCAACGACGGGGGCAAGCAGGCAGUGGUGAGGAACACCAUGGUGGGAGAGCACUGGGGGAAAGAGGAGAGGCACACACAGGGAGGCUUCCCCUUCAUGGCAGGACAGUCCUUCGAGAUGAAGAUUCUGGUUACGUUUGAGGAGUUCAAGGUGGCUGUGAACGGAGCUCAGCUUUUUGAGUUUAAACACCGCGUCAGAGAACUCAACCAGAUCGAUCGCAUCAACAUCCUCCAUGAUGUCACCCUCACCUACGUCACCGUAGACACAAUACCAUGA